AUGGAGCAAGAAGAGAUAUUUGAGAAAUUCACAUGGAAGGUGGAGAAUUUCUCUCGUUUAUGCGAGAAGUUUGAGUAUUUUGUCCUAGGAGGCUAUCCAUGGGGUCCAUUUCACGAAGGAUUAGGAAUAUUUUUGGAGGCCGUGGUAACUGGUAAUAUGUCUGAGGGAUGGAACAGAGAUGUUAAAUUUAAGUUACUUCUAUUUAAUCAAGUGAAUGCCAAAAUCACAGUCACAAAAGAAUUUCAUCACGAAUUUAAUGAAAAGGAGAAAGUUAAAGGUGCAUUUCAUUUUAUGACGACACGAGAGGUUCGUAAUCCAAAAAAAGGAUUUGUUGUGAAUAAUGAGUGUAUUGUUGUCGCUGAAAUUUUGGUUUGUAAGUCAACACAUGAGAAAAGAGUAUAUCAAACGGUUAAUAUAACUUCAUCCCUCCUAUUGGGAAGUCAAAUUGGUCAUCCGGAAGUGGAAUCUCCUGUUGUUUCUAUGGAAGAUACUAAAAAUAAUGACGUGGAGUUUGUGUUUUCUGGAUUGAGAAGAGUUCUUUAUUUCCUUCAAACUAGAAAAGUAAAAGACAUGAACGAACAUGCAUGUAAGGAACUUCGAGUUUUAUGGGAUGAACUUAAGAAAUUUAAGUUUGAUGUUACUUGGUUAAUGCCUCAUGUUCACUAUGCGUUGGGAAUGCAACGUUUUGCGGAGAAAGCUAUGGAAGUGGAGAAAUUGAAUGAUACUUUGUUGGUUUUAGAGCUCGAAACAAUGAGGAUAAAGGAAAAGUUGGUUAGUGCUGAGAUGAGUUUAGAUGUUGAGAGGCAGUUGUUGAAAGCAAAAGAUGUCGAAGAAAUAGGUUUGAGUUAUGAUUUGGGUUGUGAGAAAUUGGUUCCUCUUUAUGGUAAAGGAAAAUCUCUAACUGAUACAAGGAUUAAAUCAUAUCUUGGAAUGGAGAUUCCUCCUCGUCCUUCCGGACAGAGGCCACAAACUGUUGAGGAAGAUGAAGAGGAACUUGAGGGAGGGGAAGAAGAGGAAGAGGAACUUGAAGAAGGUGAAGAUGAAAAUGAAGAGGAAGAGUUACUACAUCAUAUUUAA
Vicia villosa (hairy vetch) is the source of this 1077-nucleotide messenger RNA. Its product is annotated as MATH domain and coiled-coil domain-containing protein At3g58360-like. Gene Ontology annotation, molecular function: protein binding. Lineage: Eukaryota; Viridiplantae; Streptophyta; Magnoliopsida; Fabales; Fabaceae. Bases 1 to 1077 code for a protein of 358 amino acids. The record is from RefSeq and is a predicted model, not a curated record. The transcript is spliced from 4 exons.